Messenger RNA from Dicentrarchus labrax (European seabass), 2508 nucleotides. RefSeq names its product transmembrane protein 30C (gene cdc50c). The transcript is spliced from 7 exons. The record is from RefSeq and is a predicted model, not a curated record. Gene Ontology annotation, biological process: phospholipid translocation. The coding region runs from base 382 to 1440 and encodes 352 amino acids. Gene Ontology annotation, cellular component: endoplasmic reticulum; Golgi apparatus; plasma membrane. Lineage: Eukaryota; Metazoa; Chordata; Actinopteri; Moronidae.
GAACGGGGCAUGGAAUUAACAGAAUAUCUCCUACAGCAAAUUAGAAUAAAUAUAUCAAACACACCCCUGUGUCGUUUUGAUGUGAAUAAACAGAAAGCUGUGUUUGUCUCCGAGUAAAGAAGCAGUAAAGAAGAACAAAACAGAAAGAGGUAGUUAAGUAAAGGAUUGUGGUUAAUAAGUAACAGGCCACAACGGUCUCCCCCACCCUGCAAGGCCUGCUGGGAAAAUCUCUUGGCAAGUAGAGUUGUGUGUGUGCGUGCAGAGAGAUAUCGCUGAAAUAAAGAACAGGAAGAGAAGAUAGAGCAGCGCCGUCUCUGACACACUUUUUGGCUCUCCAGCUGUACAACUUCCUCUUCUGUCCCCAACCGAAGGUCCCCCCUCAUGGGCAAAGUGAAGGGCAAGUCCGGGCCCUUGGCUCGGAGGCCAGACAACUCGGCUUUCAAACAGCAGAGGCUACCUGCCUGGUCUCCCAUGCUAACAGCUAACACUGUGCUGCCAUUCUUCUACUUUAUGGCUUUGAUAUGCAUGCUGCUGGGAGUAUGGCUGCUUCUCACAGUGCAGAGCACACAGGAAAUAAAGCUGGACUACACAGAGGCCGGGACAUGUAAUAUAUGUUUUGAAAAGCGAAAAAAUGUGAGCAACGCAGCACAAACCUGCAGCUGCACGGUGGUGUUUUCCAUUGACAAACGAUUCAAGGGAGAUGUCUUUUUCUACUAUGGCCUCCAAAACUUCCACCAGAACCUCCGCAGAUACAUGGACUCUAGAGAUGAUGGACAGAUGGUUGGCAGGAAGAGAAAGUUAAAGAACCCCAGUUCAUACUGCAGUCCGUUCACAAAAGACCAGAAUGGACUCCCCAUCGCCCCCUGUGGUGCUGUCGCCAACAGUAUCUUCAAUGACUCCUUCACUCUGUAUCGUGGCUCCAGUGGUCCUCGAGUUGUAGUCCCUCUGCUACGGGGGGGCAUCACCUGGUAUACGGACAAAAACGUCAAGUUCCGCAACCCAAAGACAGACAACUUGACGCUGGCUCAAGUGUUUGAAGGCACAGCACGGCCUCUGUACUGGCACAAGCCUGUGUACGAGCUCGAUACCCUCGACCCGACCAACAAUGGCUUCAUCAAUGAUGACCUGAUUGUGUGGAUGAGAGAGGCAGCCUUCCCCAACUUCAAGAAGCUCUAUGGGGUUUUAUACCGAGCCGAGGAGCCCUUCACUAAGGGUCUGCCAGCAGGGAAUUACAGCAUCGACAUAUCCUACAACUUCCCUGUGCAGUACUUCCGAGGCAGAAAGGAAGUGGUGCUGACCACGCUGACCUGGUUUGGAGGUCAGAACCAUUUCCUGCCCAUUGCGUACCUAGUAACCAGCAGCCUGAUCCUACUGAUAGCAGUCAUCCUCACUGUGUUUUGGUGGAAGUUUGGAAAGAAUGGGAAGAACAUGGAGGAAUAAAGGGUGAAAACGUGCUCUGGGAUGGUAAAAAAAAAAACAAGCAGCUGAAAAGUGGUAAUUUGUUGUGCUGCUUUUAGAUCAUCGCCGACAAGAACAUUGACGCAAGCGAACGAUGGUUAAGGAAAAGAUACUCAUUUGGUACAAUCCCACAGCAGCAUGUGUUGGGAAACCAAUGAAGAAUUAAGUUUGACAUCUGGAAAAUUACGUUCCCUAUCAACUAAAUGACCCACAUGUGUUAUGGUUUUUAUUGGGAUGAUGUUGCUCUGAACAACCCACUGAAAGCAGGGUGUGUUAGCUCAGGCUUCAAGCUUUCUUUACAUGUUGAUUUUACUUGAUGCAUUUUGUUCAUGUGCUGUUUAUUUAUUAUAAUAAUUAUGUUUAACAUUACAAGAACAGCCACUAGGGUUGAAUAACGAAUAACUACACUUUAAAAAGUGUAUCAUAAAAUACAGACAAACCCUGUAACACUGAUUCUGAAGAUUAAAUAAAAGGUAUAAAGGUUUUUAAUUACAACAUUCUUAAGGUUAGCCAGUGCAGCUAGUGUUGUUCCAAUGUUCAUGUUCCUAUAUGGACCCACAGAUGCUAAGAAUGAUGCUAUUAUACAUUAUAAGACAGCCAAGCUCUGUGAGGCUGUACUUAGGCACAGUAGUGUUAGCAUGGUAACAUUUGUCAGUUAGCACUCUACACAAAGUGCAACUGAGGCUGAUGGGAAUGUCACUGGUUUGUAGGCAUGCAGUCACAGAUUGAAAUCAGGGGAUUACCAAGAUUAUUUCAAUUCAUCCCGAGGUGGACGUGAAUGUGUUUGAAUGUGUGAAACCAUGAAUGUCUGUUCAAAACUCCAUCCAGCUGAGAUAUGUCAGUCUGGACCAAAAGACUCAAAUUCAUCAUCUUAACAACUGAUUGAGGAAAAGAUGCUUAAUUAUCAAACUACAAUUUUCUGUGCUUGAAUUAUAACUGUGAAAUCUGUAAAUGUCAGCUACACGUAUGUACACACACACCUUAUGGUGUAGAAUAUUGUGUUGUUUUGAUGACCGCUAAAGAUUGUAAUAAAACAUUUUCCUUUUAAAA